GGCGGCGGGCGGCGGGCGGGGGAAGAUGGCGGAGCUCGGUAAGAAGUACUGCGUGUACUGCCUGGCCGAGGUGAGCCCGCUGCGCUUCCGCUGCACCGAGUGCCAGGACAUCGAGCUGUGCCCCGAGUGCUUCUCGGCCGGCGCCGAGAUCGGCCACCACCGCCGCUACCACGGCUACCAGCUGGUGGACGGCGGGCGCUUCACGCUGUGGGGGCCCGAGGCCGAGGGCGGCUGGACCAGCCGCGAGGAGCAGCUGCUGCUGGAUGCCAUCGAGCAGUUCGGCUUCGGAAACUGGGAAGACAUGGCUGCUCACGUAGGAGCUUCCCGGACUCCCCAGGAAGUGAUGGAGCAUUACGUAAGCAUGUACAUCCACGGCAACCUGGGGAAGGCCUGCAUCCCUGACACCAUCCCCAACCGGGUGACAGACCACACCUGCCCCAGUGGAGGCCCCCUCUCUCCCAGCCUCACCACCCCCUUGCCUCCCCUAGACAUCUCGGUGGCCGAGCAGCAGCAGCUGGGCUACAUGCCGCUGCGCGACGACUACGAGAUCGAGUACGACCAGGACGCCGAGACGCUCAUCAGCGGGCUCUCGGUCAACUACGACGACGACGACGUGGAGAUCGAGCUCAAGCGCGCGCACGUGGACAUGUACGUGCGGAAGCUCAGGGAGAGGCAGCGGCGCAAGAACAUCGCCCGCGACUACAACCUGGUGCCGGCCUUCCUGGGCAAGGACAAGAAGGAGCGGGAGAAGGCGGCCAAGCGCAAGAUCACCAAGGAGGAGCGGGAGCUGCGGCUGAAGCUGCGGCCGCUCUACCAGUUCAUGUCCUGCAAGGAGUUCGACGACCUGUUCGAGAACAUGCACAAGGAGAAGAUGCUGCGCGCCAAGAUCCGGGAGCUGCAGCGGUACCGGCGCAACGGCAUCACCAAGAUGGAGGAGUCGGCCGAGUACGAGGCGGCGCGGCACAAGCGGGAGAAGCGGAAGGAGAACCGGAACUCGGCGGGCGCCAAGCGCGGGCGGGAGGACGCCAAGGACGGCGAGUUCGCCGCCAUCGAGAACCUGCCGGGCUUCGAGCUCCUGUCGGACCGCGAGAAGGCGCUCUGCAGCUCCCUGAACCUGAGCCCCGCGCGCUACGUGACGGCCAAGACCAUCAUCAUCAAGGACCACCUGCAGAAGCGCCAGGGCAUCCCCUCCAAAAGCCGCCUGCCCAGCUACUUGGACAAAGUCCUCAAGAAACGGAUUUUAAACUUCCUCACGGAGAGCGGGUGGAUAGCCAGGGAUGCCUCCUGAAGCGGGUCCGCCGAGGCUGGAUGAGCUGAAGGCGCUUGGUGAAGUUUCCCAGCAUUAACUGGAACAUCUGUGUGUUGUGUAUGGCUGUAGGAAAGCCAAGGCCUGUGGCCAAGGCGCUCCUUGCCGACUAAGCCAGGACUUCUCGCUGACAAGUGUGAGCGGGGUGUUACGGGUGAGGGCCACCUCCACUGCCCUGCUGGUAACUGCCCUCCAUGGAGCUGGUGUUGCCACCACUGGCAGCGAGGGAGGCAGUGCUGCCUUAUAGCUUCUUAGCCAGGGGCCCUUGCCCAGGGUUCCUGGACCCAGCAGCCUCAGCCCCCAGUCCUGGGGCCCCUGGAGGCCUUCGUACCAGCCUCCAGGCGGCCUGGGUGCAAGCGAACCUCUGAGAACCGCUGGCGUUAGCUGACCUGGUGUCAUCAUGCCUGGGUUUCCUGUCAGAUGCCUCGCCUGGUGAGGGUUCACAUGUAGUCACAUUCUUCCAUACAGGGCUGCCAGGCUUCAUUAAGCUGGAGAAGCAGGCGCCCCAGUAGCUGUGGCCAGUCGAGAGCUGCCAGGUGAACACAUGGUGCUGGAGGUUUGAGGGCGUCUCUCUCGAUGGCGUGAAGAACUUAUUUAGGCGAGGCUGUUUUAAAACACGAUGAAUGUAUAAUUUAUGUUAAAGUGUUACCUUAGUUACAAGGGGAAAGUGAUUUCGGAUUGGUUGCCAGUCUUUACCCUGCUGUGAGCGCAGAGCCUUUACACGUCUGUAUUUAAUUUCAUAAGUUAGUUACCACAGUCCCAAGAAUUAGGUCUUCAAAAUUUAAACUCCAACCUUUGAGUCCAGUUCUGUAACUCAGCUAUUCGGAAUCCUCUCUGGAUGCAGCGUUCCAGGAAUGUGUUCAAGCCGACCUGACCGUUCUUACUGCCCUUUCCUUUCAUUAAACAAGUUGAGAACAA
Molecule: messenger RNA, 2224 nt
Organism: Eptesicus fuscus (big brown bat)
Lineage: Eukaryota; Metazoa; Chordata; Mammalia; Chiroptera; Vespertilionidae
Gene: TADA2B
Product: transcriptional adaptor 2B
Exons: 3
Coding region: 26-1288 (420 amino acids)
Biological process (GO): chromatin remodeling; regulation of transcription by RNA polymerase II
Cellular component (GO): SAGA-type complex; nucleus
Molecular function (GO): chromatin binding; zinc ion binding; transcription coactivator activity
Source: RefSeq, a predicted model, not a curated record